Messenger RNA from Clupea harengus (Atlantic herring), 3711 nucleotides. It is a transcript of the gene ahr2, whose product is annotated as circadian locomoter output cycles protein kaput-like. The record is from RefSeq and is a predicted model, not a curated record. Bases 178 to 2931 code for a protein of 917 amino acids. Gene Ontology annotation, molecular function: transcription cis-regulatory region binding; protein dimerization activity; nuclear receptor activity. Gene Ontology annotation, biological process: response to xenobiotic stimulus; regulation of transcription by RNA polymerase II; xenobiotic metabolic process. The transcript is spliced from 8 exons. Lineage: Eukaryota; Metazoa; Chordata; Actinopteri; Clupeiformes; Clupeidae. Gene Ontology annotation, cellular component: nucleus; aryl hydrocarbon receptor complex.
AUAUCGUAUUUUGUCCUCUCCUGCUUCCUGUAGGCGCUGAAUGGCUUUGUGCUGGUGGUCACUGCGGAGGGAUAUGUGUUCUACUCCUCCCCCACCAUCCAGGACUACCUGGGCUUCCACCAGUCUGACGUCGUCCAUCAAAGCGUCUUCGAGCUGAUCCACACGGACGACCGCGCCAUGUUCCGACGCCAGCUUCACUUCGCCCUCAACCCCACCCAGUCAGACGGCACAGAGGGGAGCGACACUAUGCAGAGCAGUAGUGAAAUCACCAACAACCUGAUGAACUACAACCCACUGCACAUUCCCCCGGAGAACUCUUCCUUCCUGGAGCGGACCUUCUGCUGCCGCUUCCGCUGUCUCCUGGACAACUCCUCAGGAUUCCUGGCUCUGAACUUCCAUGGGCGUCUGAAGUACGUGCACGGGCAGAACAAGAUGGCGGACGACGGCACCAUGGCCCAUCCGCAGCUGGCGCUCUUCGUCAUAGCAACGCCCCUGCAGCCCCCGUCCAUCCUGGAGAUCAGGAGCAAGACCCUCAUCUUCCAGACCAAACACAAGCUGGACUUCACGCCCUCCGGCGUCGACACCAGGGGGAAGGUUGCCCUGGGCUACACCGAGACGGAGCUCUGCAUGCGCGGCUCGGGCUACCAGUUCAUCCACGCGGCCGACAUGAUGUACUGUGCCGACAACCACGUCAGGAUGAUGAAGACCGGGGAGAGUGGCUUUACCAUCUUCAGACUCCUGACGAAAGGGAACACCUGGUUGUGGGUUCAGGCCAACGCCAGACUCGUCUACAAGGGAGGACGGCCAGACUUUAUCGUGGCUCGCCAGAGGGCCCUAGCAAACGAAGAGGGCGAGGAACACCUGCGCCAGAGGAAGAUCCAACUUCCUUUCAACUUUGCGACGGGCGAGGCUGUCCUCUACGAGAGCGCGCCCCCCCUGGACAUGGCCUCCAUCAAAGGCCCGCCCAAGAUCCCCAAGAUCCCCGACCAGAUGUCUGUGGACCCCAGCUCCAUGCUGGGCUGCAUGCUACAGCAGGACCAGAUGCUGUAUGAAGGGAGCGGCGAGCCCAACUCCCAGUUCCCCGUUACCAUGGAGAUGCCCAUGGAAAUGCCCAUGGAGAUGCCCGUUGAGGUGCCCAUGGAGAUGCCCAUUGAUAAGGCCUUCCGGGACUGCCGCGCCCUGAUGAGCGUGCCCGGGGACACCUGGCAGCACGCACCACCCACCGGACCCGCCACAGGCGCGGUCCUGGCGGAGGCCAACACGAAGGACAUGAUGGAGACGCUGCAGCAGAUCAUCGGAGACACCAACAUGUGCCAGGAGCUGCAGGUGGAGAUGGACCCGCUGGAGCUGAAGGAGUGGGAGAACGCACUGCUGCGCAUGAACGCGACCAGCAACGAGUCCUCCGUGGACCUCAACGACAUCCUCACCAACGACAUUUUCUCCUACGUGGAAGGCCUGUUUGCGGAGAACGGCCUGCAGAUGCCCUCCACACAGCAGGGCGGCACGAGCCAGAGCGCCCUCUCUGGCCAGAGCGGCUUCGUGGAUCUGCAGGACUGUCUUCCAGAGCUGGAGCUGCAGACCUCCCUCCUGGCCGCUACAGGACAGGGCUUUGGCCUCCAGGGGGCGCAAAUGCUGAACAACGGCCAGCUGCAGGGCAACAUCGUGGGCCGUCAGGACGGCACGACGGCCAUAGGAGGCUCGGCGGGGCCGCCGCGGGGCACCAUGAAACUCACCCACAUGGGCCCAGAGAUCCCCCUGGCCCAGUCGGUGCCCGCUGGCGACCUCCUCGCCCAGUUUCUCCCGCAGAGGAACGGGCAGAGAAGCCUGGCUAACGGACCCAACCUCCAGGGUUUCAACCCCGCUACCCUGGCCGGCCCGUACGGCCAACCCCAGGGCCAGAGCCAGCUGCGUCUGGGGCUCCAGGCCCCCGGGCCCCUUGGUAACGGCCCCCAUCCGAACAGCAGGGCAUCUGUGCCCCAGAGGCGGAUUCUGACGGGGCAGCAGGAGAUGCUGGGGCAAGUGCACCCCAACACCAUGGCCGUCCCCACCAUGCAAAACCACCCCAUACAGACCAUGUCUCUGCCCUCUCAGCCAAUGGCGUUUCAGGGGCAGAAGGCUCUCAACCAACCCAACGGCCAGGACAGGCCAUGGGCGUCCUCCAUGCCCGGCGCCGCCGUCUCCCAGGCUAUUUCAAACCAGACGGACGUGCCCCCGGGCGCCUGCCUGCAAGGACGCUUUUCCCUCCACACCCAAAGCACCCAGGACCAGAGCCUGCGCUCGUGGCCGCCCCAGCAGCAGCAGAUACCACAGCAGCUUCCCAACACUCUACCAAAUGGACACCAGCACUUGUCUAACUGCUUCAGUCAGACCACAGACUUCCAAAGAGACCCCAUGUCUCAGCUUCUUCCCCAGAACACUCAAAGCUUCGGGACGGGCUUCAGGCCCCAGAACAACCCCGUCACCGCCCCUGGGGUCUACCCUGGGGGCUACCCCAAGCCUCAAUCGGGGCUAAUGGAUGCCCCUCACCUGUCCAAAAACAGCUGCAUGUUUGACAACUCGCCGCCCAACCCCGCCGCUGUCCCCGCCCCGUCCUCCGUGGUUAACAGCGUGGGUUUUAACCACCUGCGGCCGGACGACAUGCUGGCGCGCCAGAAGAUCAAGGCCCUGCUGAACCCCAUUCCCCCGCAGCAGCCAUCCUGCUUCUACCAGGAGAGCCCCGGCGACGUCCUGGGCACCACGCCCCCCCUUAACCCGCUGCCCCUGCAGGACGCCCUCAACCCGCUCGCCUGCCAUCAGUUCAUCAACUGCAACGGCCAGACGCAGAUCACCAACCCUCUAAUAAAAGACAACAACUCCUUUCCGUUCCCUGGCAUGGGCAGCGAAAGCCCAUACUUCUCAGAGACCAGUCAAGCCAACUGUUGUGAUUACUAGAAGCACACGCUCUCCCCUUUGCCUUUUGUGCCGUGAAAACGACCGACCGUGAGACCUGGCGGAGCAGCACUUGUCUCGAAGAAAAAACGAUCCAAAAUGACUAAAACAAAAACCAACGACUCACAAACGGCUCACAAAUGCCUUCUGAGAUUCUUUCUACUUGCCUUUCUGUGGAGUCCAGGAGAUUUUGAUGGGAGGCUCCUUUUGUACCAGCCGCAGCUCGAAAACCUAUAAAAGAGGACCUCACAUGACAUCCGUCAGUCAGACAUUUUGAUUUUAUUUUUUUAUUUUGUUUUAAAUUGAAAAGGAAAUGAAAUGGAAGCAGCGGCAGAGUCAGUGGAGAACCUGCGGGGCGGCUGAAGGCUUGCAUCGUGAACUCUGUGCUCUGCUCUUUGGAGGCAAGGAUAAAAUACCAGGAAGGUGCAAAAGAAAAUAUUUAUUUUGUUUUUUGUUCUAUGCAUUUGUAUUUCCAUAUCUUUGUCACUCUCACUUUAAAUAUGCCUUGAGUGUUUUUUUUAUUUUCCAGUUUUGUUUUUUCUUGCGUUUUAAAGCCACAGGAAAUUAGUGUGAGUAGAUGUGUGUGUGGUUGGUCAGUUUGCUACCCGUGUUCUCUCUAAUGAAGUAAGUGUGCAGAAGGCUGGGGGAGACACACACACAGGCCACACACACACACACACACACAAACACACACACACACACACACACACACACACACACUCACACAUCACAGAUGAGGUUCUGGUGAAACAGAGACACACAGUAACCAUCGCUGCAAUAGAA